This is a messenger RNA of Coffea eugenioides, 1217 nucleotides long. Its product is annotated as probable nucleoside diphosphate kinase 5. Bases 225 to 776 code for a protein of 183 amino acids. Gene Ontology annotation, biological process: CTP biosynthetic process; GTP biosynthetic process; UTP biosynthetic process. Gene Ontology annotation, molecular function: nucleoside diphosphate kinase activity. Lineage: Eukaryota; Viridiplantae; Streptophyta; Magnoliopsida; Gentianales; Rubiaceae. The transcript has 6 exons. The record is from RefSeq and is a predicted model, not a curated record.
AGAAGGGGAUUUGAUUUGAUUUGAUUGGCGGAAUCCUCGGCGAAAAACAAAUAGCGAAUGUUUUUUCCUCUCUGACACCGCCCGACAUCGUCCCGUAAACUCAGUUCUGUUCAUUCGGGAGCCGGUCAAAACACAAGAGCCGCCGCGAGUAUUAACAAACAGAUACUUUUAGUAUAUUUUUCGCCCACUUAAAUUUUCCUCUAUUCACAGUUUGAUGCUGUGAAAUGGAUCUUCACUUCAUUACGUUCUUCGAAGAGUUCAAGCUUCUUUUCCUUCUCGUCUCAAUACUGCCUUGUCUUCAAACGUGUUCUGCGGAAUCAAGUACAGAAAAAGACUUGACAUUUGCUAUGAUAAAACCAGAUGGAGUGUCUGGAAAUUACACUACUGCUAUCAAGAAAAUCAUUUCAGAGUUUGGUUUUGGCAUCACCAAUGAAACUACGGUUCAGCUCGAUGAGGAGACUGUGAAGGAUUUUUAUGCUGAGCACUCCUCGAGAAGCUUCUUUCCAGGCCUUGUCCGGUACAUGACCAGUGGUCCGGUGUUGAUGAUGGUUUUGGAGAAGGCAAAUGCUGUUGCUGAUUGGCGUGCUUUAAUUGGACCAACAGAUUCCCAGACAGCUAAGGUUACACACCCUCACAGCAUCAGAGCCAUGUGUGGCCUGGAUUUACAGAGGAAUUGUGUUCAUGGGUCAGAUUCACCUCAAUCUGCAGUGAGAGAAAUUGCCUUUUUCUUUGAAAAGUCAUCAUCAGGGUUUCUUCUGAAGCAUGAUGAAUUGUAAUGAUCUAAACACUUGGAGUGCAAUAAUUAUUAAGUCAUCAACAGCGUCUUCUGCCAGGCUUAGUGCCCAUCAUUUAACUGGUGAGAGACACGUUUUCUUUUGGGCAAUAGGAGCAUAAAAAUCUGCUUGGGAAUCGAAAACUAAGUCCUUGUGAUCUUGUAAAGCUUGCUUUAUCAGCAUGAAUUGGAUGAAUUCUUUUUUUUUUUUUCUCAUAGUGGAAAGCUUUUGACAAUGAAGGUGCUCAUUCACUGUAGUUUGAGUGGGAAAUUUGUGAAUCCAAAACCAAAUUCGUAUGACGUAGAAAAUAUCUAUAGUAAAUGAUUACAGAAUAAGGAGAAAAGAGAAUCACUUGUAUUGCAAGUGAUUGUGUUUCAGCUGAUUAUAAGUGAACAAGAUGUCUGCCACUCAAUCAAUGGGACAAUGAUCUACUUUAGCAUUGUA